Molecule: messenger RNA, 1024 nt
Organism: Eriocheir sinensis (Chinese mitten crab)
Lineage: Eukaryota; Metazoa; Arthropoda; Malacostraca; Decapoda; Varunidae
Product: lachesin-like
Exons: 5
Biological process (GO): synapse organization
Cellular component (GO): neuron projection membrane
Source: RefSeq, a predicted model, not a curated record
UCCCUCCUUUGCCUUCCCUCCCACCAGGCUUUUCUGCUGCUACAAGUGUCCUGGAUCAGACGGACGGACUUCCACAUCCUCACCACGGGCGUCUACACCUACACGACGGACAUGCGCUUCAGCGUGCUGCACCCCGAGGGCUCCGACGACUGGACGCUGCAGAUCAAGUACGCCGAGGAGCGGGACAACGGGACCUACGAAUGUCAGAUGUACACGGGGACAGGUGUUCUCUCGCAGUUUGUUAACCUGCACGUCAACCACCCACGCGCCGCCAUCCUCGGCCCGCUGGAACUACACGUGCAGGAGGGGGACACCAUCACCCUCGUGUGCGUCAUCCAGCAGCAGGGCAAGCCUCCCUUCGUGUUCUGGUACCACGGGGAAAAGAUGGUCAACUACGACGGCAGCAGGAACCGUCUGAGCGUGAUGACCAAGGUGGAGGGCACACGGACCCACUCCAGACUCACCAUCACGGACGCCAGAAGCUGGGACUCGGGGAACUACUCAUGCAUUCCGCCGAACGUCGAGCCCUCCUUCGUCAUGGUCUUCGUCACGGAAGCAGGAGACAACGUGGCGGCGGUACAGAGACGCGGUCACUCCUCGGCCCCGCCCCUGCUGUGCCCCGCCUUCUGGUCCUCCCCCUUCGCCUCCCCCGCCACGCUGCUCCUCGCCGUGGUGGCCAAGGCAGUGCUCGCCCACCUCCUCCCCGCCAGAUGAUUCCCAGGCCUCGAAUCUGCAUUCUAAAGGGACGCCAGCACUCCCUAAUGACGAGCUACAGACACAGCGAACGAGAGAGAACAACAUAUUAAGGGAAACAGAGAGAAGUACAUGCUAAGCGAAACAAAAAAAAAAAAAGUACAGGAACAAAGGGAGAAUGGAAUAAUAACUAGUCAGAGAAAAAGACAAAAGGAAUAAAGAGAUGAAAGGAAGAAAAGUAGCGUAGAAAAAGAAAGAUUGGAAAAACAUGAUCGAGGGAGAAAUGAAAAGGGUAUUAACCAGAGAGACAGACAAAACUACAGAGAGAGAG